CAGAUGAAAUACUGCUAAGCAUUUCGCCUGGUGUCCUAAUGUUUCUGACAGCUCACCACCUUGGCACUGGAUAUCAUUAAAAACAGACAAAAUAUAUUCAUUCUUUUAUUAUGGCUCUUAUGAGGAACACUAUAGUUUCAGCUGUUUUGCUGUGUUUUCUUUUACCAUAUCUUAGUCAAGGUUUGGUUUUAAGAUGUGACAAAGAAGUAUCAAACACUUCUAAUGAACUAAGAAUUGCGGUCAUUUUGUCUGCAAUGACAAAAAACUUAACGACAAAUCAGUGUUCUGUGUUUCAAAAUACAACCAUUCCAAACAUUGGAGCAAUUCAAUGGAUUAUUGACAAACUUAAUGCUCCAUGUGGAGACAUAAAACUUAUCCCACAAUACGAUAUUGAAUUCACAAUAUUUGAUGUUUGUAGAGAACCAGAGAUUGCAGCUAAUUAUGUGUAUGAUAUAUAUAAAUCUUCUUAUUCUCAAGAUGGUCUUUGUACUAAACCAAGUACAAAGAAAGGCACUCCAUACACAGCAAUUAUCUCCCUUGGCGACCAUGCCGUGACUGAAUCUCUUCUCAAAACAACCACAUAUGUUUCAUUGCCAGUAAUUAGCCCUGUCAUUGAACAGAUAGCAUUUCAGUCUUAUAAGAAUUUCAUAUCUUUCACUGUACCCAUGGAAACUCAAGUUAAGGCUGCAAUAAUGCUUUUGAAGAGAUUGAAAUGGGUUUCCCCUGGAAUUAUUUACUCUGAUAAUGAAUAUGGAAUUGAAAUGGCUAACAUAUUAGAGGCAAAAGCAAAAAGUGAUGGUAUCUGCAUUUCAAUGAAAAGAGUAUUUUCUAAGAAUGCAAUUGAAGAAAUAAGUUUUCUUCAUGAAAGUUUUUCCUCUGGCAUGAUAUAUGUUGGUGAAAUACAAAAUAUUGAUUCCUUUUUUCAAAUCAAAGGUAUGACCUGGAUAAUUUUAGAUAUUUCUGGGAAACUACAAAAUGAGUUUCCAAAACAUUCUAAUAUGGAAGGUUUCUAUGUAGUAACUUCAUCGAGCUCUACCAACAAGGAAUUUAAAGAUUAUCUGAGGGAUAUAAAAGCUGUAACUGAAUUUCAAAAUGAUACGUUAUAUCAAUGGAUACGAAAUAUGCUGGAUAUAACAAAAGUCGAUUCAAAAAAUAUUCCUCACAACGGACAAUGGCUACUUCAUACAAAAGCUAUCAUGGAGUCUGUUUAUAGCAUUGCCCUUGCUAAACGAAAGGAAUGCAAGAUGUCGAAAUGUUCGACGUACUUGAAUCCUCAAAACCUGAGAAGUGUUCUUGCUGAUGACCAAAUUGUUCCAGAUUGUUUUUCUAGAAGUGCUCUUGGCUUAAAAGAAAACUCUGUGGCAGCUACUUUGAAUGUAUAUUUAGUAAAACAAAGCAUUUUCCAAAAGGUUGGUGAAUAUUUCUCAAAUGAUACUUUGCAAUUGGAAUCCUCUGCGAUAAAGAUGAAUGAUAAUCUAUCAUCAUUUUCAACUCUCACUUUGAAAUAUUCCAAAGCCUGCCCUGAAAGUCAAUCAUUUAACGAUGAUAAUUUUGUGUAUGUAUCAGGAAACAUCUUAAUAUUAGGCAUCUUCUCACUUCAUGACAGUGGUCAUGGUUUUGGUUGUGGUGAUGUAAGAAAACCUUUCAUUGACACAAUUGCCGGAGAAGCUUUCCUGUUUUAUGUGAACAAGUUUAAAACAAUCAGUGACAGUGUUAAACUUGGAGCUCUGUUGCUGGAUGACUGCUACAACCCAUUACGUGCAUAUUCAAAUAUUACAAGCAUUCUGACUGGUGAGACCAAAAUCAAGGAUAUUGGUACUUGUCAAGUCAUUUCUCCAUCCAAUAUUGUAGGUGUUGUUGGGUCUCUGUCAAGCUCUGUUACAAAAGCUAUAGCUAAUACAUUCAUGCUAUACAAAAGACCAGUAAUUUCCUAUGCUGCUUCCUCUGAAGACCUAGAUGAUCGGAUUUCAUAUCCAUAUUUUCUACGAACUGUCCCAAGUGAUAAUCAGCAAGUAAAUGCUAUAAUUCAAAUUUUGAAAUUCUUUGAUUGGAGGUAUGUUGGGCUAAUUUAUGCCACAAACAACUACGGACUAAAUGCAAAAAAACUUUUACUUUCAGCUGCUAAGGAGAACCAGAUAUGUAUCUUCUCGUUUACAGGUAUUGCUGCAAGCAAAACAAAAGCCAAACAUAAUGAAUUUGAUGAAGUAUUUUCCAAGGCAUUGAUAAUGAAUAUUAAAGUUAUCAUAUACUUUGGCACCAGUUCCCGAACUGUAGAUCUUCUUAAAUCUUUGAAUCAGAGGAAAAUGCAUAAUUUUUUUACUUUUAUUGGGAGUGAUGCAUGGGGGAAGAACCAGUUGAUUUUAAGUUAUGGCCAUGUGUUUGCUGGCUCUAUUAUCAUAACAGUUGAUGGUUCGAAACGAGCUCUUUUACGUGAGGGAAUAAGUUUCAAAAAAUAUUUAAAAGAGAGACAUGCAAGUUUGAACCACUUAAAAAACCCAUACUUUAAAUAUUUUUGGAACCAGUAUAUGUGUGAUUCACCAAAAAAUGCAUCUACAUGCACUAAGAAAACCUUUUCUGACGACGAAAUUGAUUUUUAUGUAAAUAAUCAGAGAAUCGUACAAACAAUGAAUUCAGUUUAUGCAAUGCAUAACGGGUUAAAGAAAGUGAUUAAUAAAAACUGCGGUGGAAAAAUGUGUGAAGAAUUUUCAGCAGAAGAAUUGGUUUCAACCAUAAAAGAAACUGAAAUAUUCAACUCAUUGGAUGCUGUAAAAAUGUUUGAUUCUCAUGGAAAUGGAUUGAUAGGUUUUCAGUUCCACAAUGUCCAAUAUAAAGAUGGGAAAUAUAUAUACAAAAAAAUUGGUUCAUUUGGCAAAGAAAAUGGUUUUACCCUUGAUAAAACUAAAAUGAAGCUUUAUAAUCAUGAUGGAGAGGAAAUAUCUGAAUUGAAACUUGGGUGUUCUGAAAAUGUUAAUUGCUGCAAUAACAGAACAAUCCAGAAAGAACCCAAAUCUUCAACUACUGAUACUGGAGUUAUUUUGGCUGCAGCAGGGUUCUUCCUUGUGAUUGUUCUUAUUGUCAUUGGAGGACUUAUGAUAUCAAAAAUGAGAAAUCAUGGUGACGGUGAGACAAUUCCGAAAGUUGUAUAUGGCGAUUAACAAAAUGCUUCCAGCCCGUGUUAAAAUUAAGAUAUGAGAUACAGAUUAUCCAUAAGCUUAAUAAGUGCAAUGUUUCUUCUCUCUGUCUUUUACACAGUUUUCUCAGCAUCAAUAUCUCUGAAGUAGCUAGUUACCUUUAUUCUCCAACCAUCUGACUUGACACACUUUUCUCUUUUUCCUGAUAUAUUCUCAUCUUAUAUAUAUUUAUAUAUGUAUAUACAUACAUACAUACUUACACACACACA
Octopus sinensis (East Asian common octopus) is the source of this 3400-nucleotide messenger RNA. RefSeq lists its product as uncharacterized. Gene Ontology annotation, molecular function: adenylate cyclase inhibiting G protein-coupled glutamate receptor activity. The transcript has 8 exons. NCBI's taxonomy places the organism in Eukaryota, Metazoa, Mollusca, Cephalopoda, Octopoda, Octopodidae. Gene Ontology annotation, cellular component: membrane. The record is from RefSeq and is a predicted model, not a curated record. Gene Ontology annotation, biological process: G protein-coupled glutamate receptor signaling pathway; regulation of synaptic transmission, glutamatergic. The coding region runs from base 111 to 3155 and encodes 1014 amino acids.